Messenger RNA from Cataglyphis hispanica, 1144 nucleotides. RefSeq lists its product as uncharacterized. Gene Ontology annotation, biological process: spermatogenesis; sperm DNA condensation. Bases 279 to 872 code for a protein of 197 amino acids. The transcript has 4 exons. NCBI's taxonomy places the organism in Eukaryota, Metazoa, Arthropoda, Insecta, Hymenoptera, Formicidae. The record is from RefSeq and is a predicted model, not a curated record.
UGUAAAAUAAAAAAAUAUAAAUUAUUUUAAAUACAUUAAAAAGAGUAAAAAAUUUUAGCUAAAGAUAAAGUUCUAUGCAUAAGAGUGUAUGGUGAUAAGUAGCAAUCUUCAACUGCAUGGCAACCAAAUGAUGAAAUUUGUUAUUUUCAUAAAAUUCGCCUUUUAUUUUCUCGUUUGCAAGGACAAAUUCUUGCUUGUUACAAUUCUUACCAAUAAGUAAGAAUGCAUAAGUGCAUAAGUAAAUAUCGGUAAGUACACCUUUCGAAAUCAUUUAAAUUAUGGAAAAUGACAACAGAAGAGAAGAAAAUAAUAAAAUAGAAGACAUAAGAAACGAUGAAAUAGAACCACAAGAAAAAGGUUCUUGUAAUCAGUAUCAGCUGAUACCAAAAUCUCCCUCCAACCGUAAAUCCAUGCGAAAUGAGCAAUACGACAGAAGGUCAUCUCGCUCGCGAUCAAGAUCGCGUAGCAAGCCUUCACGGAGAAAGCAAGGGAAAAGUGCGAACGCCUUUCUUAAUUUUAUGCAAGAUUUUAGGCAGAAUUAUAAUAAGAUAAGGAGCAAAGACCUGUUUCGACUCGGAGGACAGAAAUGGCGACAAAUGUCAUCCACAGAAAAAAUGCCUUACGUAGAGGCGGCUAAGCUAGCGCAGCAACAAUCGCAGCAAAAUAAUAAGAAUGAACAGCAAACUAAGACCAAUGGCGGCGAUAUCUCGAAAAAGUCAGACAAUGAUCAGAGAAAAAAAGAACGAGAGAAAAGAAAAGAGAGAAAACGUUCCAGAAGCAAUACAGACGAUUCCGAGAUGGAAUCCGAUUCCGCAACCUCAGGGACAGGCGCGACUAUGACAAGCGAGGAUGUCUCAGAUCUGAGUUCUUAGAUUAAAGCAAAUCGCGAUAGAAAACAAGAAUAUCAAGAAACAUGUACAUUUAGUUUAUUUUGAUCACAUGUCCUACAAUUUGAUAGUACUAUUCUAAAACUCGAAUAAAGUUUAAGAGACCGCAUUAAAUAGCUUUUAUAUUAGAUUUCUUUCACUCUCUAUAUUUUCUUGCAACAUUAUCUCAAAGCUUAUACUACAAUCAUUUUGAUCUCAAUUGAAAAAUAAUUUAAUUCUCCUACAACUUUUGUUUCAAUACUUUUUAUUAAAAAAUG